Messenger RNA from Nylanderia fulva, 5198 nucleotides. NCBI's taxonomy places the organism in Eukaryota, Metazoa, Arthropoda, Insecta, Hymenoptera, Formicidae. The record is from RefSeq and is a predicted model, not a curated record.
GCAGAAAGGAAGUGGUCGAGUCGAACCGUUCGUUGCAAACGAUAUUCUCUCGCGUUUAAAAAGUUGCUGUAGAUCUAUUAGUGAAUAGACAGUGCACUGAAACAGAUAAGUUUUACGUAACAUGAUCGCAUAUAUUAUGAAGAAGAGCUACAACAUGUAUUUUAUAUUGAACUUAUUCAUUAUCACAAUUAAUUUUUUAUUAAUUGCUGCGCAGAAUACAACAGAACAACCCUCUACGCCAGAUCCAAACAAGCGUACAUUUCAAAAACCGGAUAAGAAAUCCGUUAAUAAAACAUUCGAUAAAGACUUAACAGACUGGUUAUUUACUGGUUGUUGGGGAGAAAAUAAUUCUGAAUCGAAUAAAUGCUCUCCGUAUCACAUUGCCACCGAAUACCCCAGUUACGAUGGGUGGUACAAUAAUAUUGGUAGACCAGAGCUAGGUGCAGUUGACACUCCAUUGCUAAGAAGACUGCCAGCCGCUUAUGAAGAUGGAGUAUACAAGCCUUCAGGUUCUAAUAGACCAGAACCAUUAGAGCUAAGUGAGAAGCUGUUGAGUGGAAAAAUUGGAUCAAAGUCAAGAACGGGAAGAAACACUUUACUUGUAUUUUUCGGUCAACAAGUGGUGGAGGAAAUUUUAGAUGCUCAAAGACCGGCGUGCCCACCCGAAUAUAUCAACGUAAAUAUUCCGGAAAAUCAUCGAUACAAAACUAAACUAGGACACACAAAAAUGCCAGUUUUACGCACGCGAUAUGAUUAUCGAACCGGUCAUUCGCCGAACAAUCCUCGUCAACAGCUAAAUGAGAUUACACCGUUCAUCGACGGUGGAUUAAUUUACGGCACAUCUAAAGCAUGGUCCGACGUUUUAAGGACAAAUUCCAGUGGAAUAUUGCAGGCAGAUGGUCAACUCGCAUCAUCGUACUUCGGUUAUCCCGAUUACAAUACCGUCCGAUUACCGAUGGCCAAUCCACCGCCACCUAUUCAUCAUCAUCAAUACGUUUCUCGACAUUAUACCGAGAGCGUUACCAGAUAUUUCAAGUUGGGAAAUCCACGAGGAAAUGAAAAUCCGUUUCUACUGACUUUUGGUAUAAUAUGGUUCAGAUGGCACAAUUUCGUAGCAUCUCAUAUUAAACGUCGCAAUCCAAAUUGGUCCAGCGACAAGAUUUACAACGAGGCUCGUAAAUGGGUGAUUGCGACCCAGCAACACAUUAUCGUCAACGAAUGGUUGCCUUCAUGGUUGGGAAGCAGACUUCCUGUAUAUACGGGUUACAAUCCUAAUAUCGAUCCGCAAAUAGAGCAAUUUUUUCAAUCGGCUGCUUUUCGCUUCGGACACACUUUGGUUCCACCAGGUGUAUACUUGCGUGAUUAUGGGAGGAAUAAUUGUUUCUUGGAAUCAUAUCCAAUUAGAACAUGCAACAAUUAUUGGAUGUCACAGAAUUCUCUGUAUGCAAAUUUGAAGAGAUUAGAAGAUGUUAUCGACGUAGAGAAAUUACUAAUGGGAAUGGCUAUUCAAUUAUGCGAAGAGGAAGAUCAUAAGAUCGUUGAAGAUUUGCGAGGCAGUUUAUUUGGGCCACUCGAAUUCUCAAGGAGAGAUUUAAUGGCACUUAAUAUUCAGAGAGGACGUGAUCACGGAGUACCUAAUUACAACAGUGCUCGUCGUGCAUACGGUCUAUCGGAGGUUCAAAAUGUAUCCUAUUUUGAUCGCGUGAAUGAAACGAUUCGAGAUGAAUUUCUCAAACUGUACAAUAACUCGUUCGAUGAUGUGGAUAUCUGGGUAGGUGGGAUACUAGAAACUGACGAUGGACCUGGGCCGCUCUUUCAAAAUAUAAUCAGUGAUCAAUUUCAACGAAUACGCAAUGGUGAUAGAUUUUGGUACAAGAAUUUCGACAAUAAGUAUACUUUUACUUACGAGGAAACUGAAAGAUUAGAACAAUUAUCAUUUUACGAUGUAUUAAUGUGUGUCACUAAAAUGGACUGGAAUGAUAUUCCAAGCAAUCCUUUUAGAGUUCCUACAAGAAUGGAUGAUAUACAUCCCAAUUGUAUUAAUAAUAAAGUUGUUAAAAAAGGCGAAUGUACAACUGAUUCUUGUUUUCACGUUGAUCAAAUAAAUGAACAUACAAUCGAGAAUUGCACUGAACCUGGGACUUACGAUUAUUUUUCGAAUAGCAGUGCGUCCUUCAUUCUUACAUUUUUAGGUGUAUCAACAUUUUUCUGUGGUAUCAUUGUAUUAAUAAUCUUUAAGAUACAACUUAAGAACGAACUAAUGAGAGAAACUAUUAUAAAAGUAGACCAUAGUGAUAAUGUAGAUAUCAUACAUACUGCUAGCGAAUGGCAAGAACCAAAAACUGCAUUCAGACGUGUAAUAUUAAUACCAAACAUCAGAAAAAAUCAACUGGAAGUGAAAAAUCAAUUGGGAUAUUUGAUACGCGCAAUGGACUUUCCAAUCAAUAGCAAUGUCAAGAUUUAUUGCGCGUCUGAUAAUCAUUAUAUUUUAAUCCGCAUACAUCAUAGUUAUGAUUUAGUGUUGAAGUUUGAUUCCGAUUUUUUGAGAAGCACAUUUAUAAAAGUAUUCGAAAGAUUUAUAUCGGAUAUGGCAACAUCUGGAAAUGUCUGCUCAAUGCAAAUGAUAACUAAUAUUUCAUAUUCAGCGUUACUCAAGCAAGCAAUAACUAAGAAGCAUCGUCAAAAGAAAUUGGAAAUGUUUUUUCGCGUUGUAUUCGCACAGGCAUUCCAUAUUGCACAUACGGAAGAAGAAAUCUUACAGAUAGAUUCGAUAGUUGCAAGAGAAGUGAUUUACACCGAAUUAACUAUCAUAGAAUUCGCGGAAGCUCUGAGUAUGAAGCCGGACGCUGAAUUCGUAAAGAAAAUAUUUAAUCUAGUGGAUAAAGAUAAGAAUGGUUUUAUAUCAUUUCGAGAAUUUGUUGACAUGUUGGUAAUAUUUCUAAAGGGUUCUGCAGAAGAGAAAAUGAAGUUAAUGUUUGAUAUGUAUGAUAUCAAUGGUACAGGAAAACUUAAAAGAGAAGAGUUUUCAGCUAUGUUAAGAUCAUUUAUGGAAACUGGAAAUGCUGAUAUAACAGACAAUGAAUUGGAAUCUUUAGUGCAAUCCAUGAUGUAUCACGCUGAUUUGGCAAACAAAGAAACUAUAAAUCUACAGGAUUUUCAACAGAUACUCAGCGACUUCAAUGAUAAAUUUAAUUAUGCAGAACUGGAGUUUAACGUGCCUGUGGAUGGGAAAAACAGCAGAAAACUUCACGCAGGUGUGAAAACAGUUAGAUCAACAUUCAUCGGCGAAGUACAAAAGACGGUGGAGAGUCUAUAUGCCGAUCCAAAUGAAUUACAAUGUAGAAUCGAGGGUAAAAUUGAAAGCGAACAAAAUGCGAAAGAGGAAAAAAGUAAUAGCGAAAUUAUCGAUAAGAACGAGAAAAUUAUCGAAGAGAUGAAGAAACACUCGGACGAUUAUUGGUAUCCUAUAAUGAAAUACCUCGCUAACAAACGAUUGCAAAUAUUCUGGGCAUGUUUAUAUACCUUGUUUUUGCUUGGGAUUUUCGCAGAGAGAGUGUACUAUUAUUCUAUACAACGAGAACAUUCUGGUUUGAGACGAAUAUUGGGUCAUGGUAUUGCUAUAACGAGAGGUGCGGCAUCGGCUAUGAUGUUCACUUAUUCCACAUUAAUAAUUAUGAUGUGCCAUAACACCAUCACUAUUCUUAGAACCACAAUUCUACAGUUCUACAUUCCUUUCGAUUCAGCGAUAGAAAUGCAUAAAUAUAUCGCUUAUUGGGCCUUGGUCUUUACUGUGUUACAUAUAAUUGGACAUGGUUUUAAUUUUUAUCAUAUAUCUACGCAAACUGCUGAUGAUUUAACGUGUUUGUUUCGCAAUUAUUUCCACGCAACACAUGAGCUGCCAAAGUUCCAUUAUUGGUGUUGGGGUACAAUGACAGGUAUAACAGGAAUAUUUUUAACCAUUGUAACUGGAUUAAUAUUUAUAUGCUCAUUGCCAAUGGUACGCAAGUCAUUCUACAAUUGGUUCUCUCUUGUACAUUCCUUGUAUCCAGUUUUUUACAUACUGAUGAUUUUACAUGGCAGUGGAAGAUUAGUACAAGAACCAUAUUUUCAUUUUUUCUUGGGACCAGUCAUUCUAUUUAUUCUCGAUAAAGUUGUAACUGUGACUAGAAUAACGAUAGAGAUACCAAUACUCAAAGCAGAAAUUCUACCAUCAGGUGUAACAUAUAUAGCAUUUCCAAAACCUUUAAAUUUUCAAUAUAAAUCUGGUCAAUGGAUUAGAAUAGCAUGUCCAGCAUUGCAGACAAAUGAGUAUCAUCCAUUUACUUUAUCAUCCACGCCACAUGAAACGAAUUUAAGUGUACAUAUACGAGCAGUUGGACCAUGGACCACUAAUAUUAGAGAGAAAUUAGAAUUGUGCACAAUGUCUAAUGAAGAUUUACCAAUGAUUCACAUGGAUGGCCCAUAUGGGGAAGGUCAUCAAGACUGGGAUAAAUAUGAAGUGGCAAUUAUGGUUGGUGGUGGUAUAGGUGUUACACCUUUUGCAUCAAUACUAAAGGAUAUUGUUUUUAAGUCAAACUAUAGCUUAAACUUUGGUUGCAAAAAGGUAUAUUUUAUUUGGGUGACAAGAACGCAAAAACAAUUUGAAUGGAUGAUCGAUAUACUAAGAGAGCUAGAGAAAGCAGAUAUCAAUAACACAGUAUCAAUUCAUAUCUUUGUUACUCAAUUUUAUCAAAAAUUUGAUCUACGUACAAUACUUUUAUAUAUUUGUGAACGUCAUUUUCAAAAGAUUUCAAACAAAUCUUUAUUUACUGGACUGAGAGCAGUGACACAUUUUGGACGUCCAAAAUUCUCUCAAUUUUUCCUGUCUAUACAAAAAUUACAUCCUACUAUAAACAAGAUUGGUGUUUUCAGUUGUGGUACACCAGCUAUGACACAAGCCGUAGAUGCAGCUUGUAAAACGAUUAAUCUAACAAAAAUCAAUAAUACAUUAUUUCAACAUCAUUAUAAAAGCUUCUAAAAGUAUAUUUAUAAAUAUUCAAUAUAAAAUUUCAUUUUUGAUAGACUGAAUUGUUUCAUAAUAAUCAUAAUCUUAAUGAUUCACUUUUUUACUGUAUUUUUCUGAUGAAUCAUGUUCUUAUAAAAAUAACAUUGAUAAAAAGAUAUAAACUUCAUACUUUUUUACUUCUCUAUUAAUGUUA